CAAGCAGUCGUGAGUCGUGAGUCGUGAGUCGCCCCUCGAAGCAACCAAGAUCCUCAAGUGUAGCAGGGACCAUCGCUCAUCCUCACUCACUUGUGCCAAGAUGCAACUCACUCCCUCCUUCGUCGCUCUGGCAGCCGCUUCGGCUGCCGUUGCAGCAAACGCCAGCCCUGUGAGCCAGUUGCACAAGCGAGCUGGUGCACCUUUCACAUUCGAUGGAAGGACAUUCCAAGACAAGGGUCUGGUAGGCUUUGCACGCAUUCCGACGGAUGCCCUGGACAGCUUUGGAGAGACGAUCGGAGGUGUGGGUUCUGCCAUCGCGUUGGAGUACUUCAGACCCUCGGCCACAGGCGGUACAUUUAGCAUUCUGCUUCAGCCGGACAGAGGGCACAACUCUGGCGGAGCAGAAACAUCCGACUACCGAGCUCGCAACCACCGCUACAUCGGCACGCUCUCUGCGCAAAAUGGAACGAAUGAGAACAUUUCCCUCAGAUACGUCAACUCUCAGCUUUAUCGCGCAGGACCGGAUUAUGCGCUCAACUUCACCACAGGCUUGGAUCCCAACGGCACGCGGCAAUCCAACCCUCGCGCUCCCACUCUGCCCAUCGCUCUGCCCAACAACCACAUCAGCUUCGACACCGAAGGGCUCGCCAUCUCUUCCAACGGUCUUCAACUGUUCGUCUCGGACGAGUACCAGCCAGGGAUCUACAUCAUCGAUCGUACCACUGGUGUCCUGCUCAGCACCAUCGUCCCCCCACCCGCCAUUCUUCCCUACGACGCUACGGGCAAGCUGAACUUUACGAGUCUGAGCAACCCGACCACUGGCCGAGCACCAAAUCAGGGUUUCGAAGGUCUGACGCUGGACCGCAACACCAACACUCUGUGGGCUCUGCUGCAAUCGGCAACGAUUCAGGAUAGCAACAAGGGAAGCAAGAGCACAAACAGGUACACUCGUCUGCUCGGCUAUGACGUCUCGAACAUUUUCAAUGCCAAACUUAUCAAGGAGCACGUGGUGCCUUUGCCGCAAAGCAAAUCUGGCAACACCAGAGCAUCGAGCGAGGUGCACAUUGUCGACGAUUCCACCUUUCUCGUCCUUGCCCGCGAUGGCAAUGGAUUUGGAAACGAGGAUGCGGGCGUGUCGUACAAGCAUGCGGAUCUCAUCUCUACCAAGAACGCGACCAAUAUCGCCAAUACGCCAUUUGACCAGGCCAACCUGCCAGUCUCUCCAGCUGGUCGGCUCAACAACACCAUCGUUCCUGCCACGUACCAACCCUUCAUCGACCUCGCUUCCAGCGCCGAGCUGGCCAAGUUUGGUCUCAACAACGGAGCGUCUGGCGUGUUCGACCGCAACCUGCUUUCUGGCAAGUUGGAAAGUUUGGCAAUCGCCAGUGCGGGAGAUGGGCAGAACAAGGAUGAUGUUUACGUGUUCGUCGUCUCCGACAAUGACUUUAUCACGCUGAACGGUAAACAGGCGGCUCAGGACUCGACGGGCAAAUACGUUGUUGGCUCUUACAACGACACGUAUGCUUUGCAAAAGGGAAGUCAAGAUACUCAGUUCUUCAUCUACAGAGCCACCAUCCCUGGCUACAGUCAGGGAGGCAGCGCCAACUGAGCUGUGCAUGUAACCCCCCGCAAGGACAUGCGUUCCACUCCACCUUUCGCAUUCGUGUUUCGUACGCUCCUGUUGUAAAUCUUGCCGAGCACUUUACAGCAAUGCCAUGAGCAGCAGCAUGGUCGGCUGCCGCUUUGACUUUACAAGACCCACGACAAA
Messenger RNA from Ceraceosorus guamensis, 1768 nucleotides. RefSeq lists its product as hypothetical. The transcript is spliced from 3 exons. NCBI's taxonomy places the organism in Eukaryota, Fungi, Basidiomycota, Exobasidiomycetes, Ceraceosorales, Ceraceosoraceae. The record is from RefSeq and is a predicted model, not a curated record. Bases 101 to 1609 code for a protein of 502 amino acids.